Macrosiphum euphorbiae (potato aphid) is the source of this 324-nucleotide messenger RNA. Lineage: Eukaryota; Metazoa; Arthropoda; Insecta; Hemiptera; Aphididae. The record is from the annotation of a GenBank genome assembly.
AUGGCCGUGGGUGCAAAUUGCAGUGGCGAUGCACCCGAAAUUGAAUGGCCUUUAGUUACUUCCGCUGAGUUGCCUACAGUUGCCAUCGAUUCACCGUGUACCGGAACGUCUAUUGCUACGUUGAUGACACCUGUAGCAGCCUCCCCUGUAGAAGACAGCGAGAUUGAGACGUCGGUAUCCGUAGUCUCGUCGUCUUUGCUACGGUUACAAAAGAUAGAAGCCGACUUGCGGCUUGUGGUAACGGAUACGGUAACCUGCGUUGGCCGUAGUGAUGAGAGGACGGACUCUGUUGUGGUGCGAUUGAAAAGUCAGACGUAUAGAUGA